AUGGCCCCCAUUGCAGUGGGUGAUGUCAUUCCAGAUGGAACAUUGACAUACUUGGAUGAAGGCAACAAACCUCAAACCAUUUCCGUUCACUCUCUUGUCUCUGCCAAGAAAGUUAUCAUCUUUGCAGUCCCAGGUGCCUUCACUCCUACUUGCAGCUUGAAGCACGUGCCUGGUUUUAUUGAGAGAGCAGAAGAGCUGAAAGAAAAGGGUGUGGAUGAAAUAAGCUGUAUCAGUGUGAAUGACCCAUUUGUGAUGAAUUCAUGGGCCAGAACAUACCCAGAGAACAAGCAUGUGAAGUUCCUUGCUGAUGGUGCAGCCAAGUACACACAUGCCCUUGGUCUUGAGCUUGACCUCACCGAGAAAGGGUUUGGCAUUCGAUCUAAGAGGUUUGCUCUUCUGGUGGAAGACCUCAAGGUGAAGGUUGCAAAUGUUGAAAAGGUAGGAGAAUUCACCGUCUCCAGUGCUGAAGAGAUCAUCAAGGCUCUCUGA
Molecule: messenger RNA, 489 nt
Organism: Sphenostylis stenocarpa
Lineage: Eukaryota; Viridiplantae; Streptophyta; Magnoliopsida; Fabales; Fabaceae
Source: the annotation of a GenBank genome assembly